AUGGAAGAAGCUGUGAGCAAUGCUACCGUUUGCAGCCAUGACUUUGGGUUCGAAGAAGCCAACGCCUCUCUUUCCUGGCCAAGCGUAUCUGGAAGUGGCCCAGAGACGGUGAUUGUGCCUGUGUUGUUUGGGGUGAUCUUCCUCCUGGGCAUGGUGGGGAAUAUGCUGGUCCUGGUGGUGCUUGGCCAUCUCCGGCCAGGUGGGCGCCCAUCACGCAGUGCCACCAACAUCUUCAUCCUCAACCUGAGCAUUGCAGACUGCUCUUUCCUCGUCUUCUGUGUCCCCUUCCAGGCCACCAUCUACUCCCUGCCUGAGUGGGUCUUCGGUGCCUUCUUCUGCAAGUGGGUCCACUACCUGGUCAUGACCACCAUGCUGGUCAGCAUCUUCACCUUGGUGGCCAUGUCGGUGGACAGGUACAUCGCCGUGGUGCACGCCAAGCGCUCACUCUGCAUCCGCAGCAAGCGCAACGCCACCCUGGGCGUGGGGGUCAUCUGGAUCCUGUCUCUGCUCAUCGCCAUCCCGGUGGCUCAGCACCAGGCCCUCAUGAGAGGCCACCGGCAGGCACCCAACAGCUCCUUCUGCUGGGAGCAUUGGGCAGACAACCCUGCAGCCAAGCAGGUCUACAAGGUUACCAUUCUGGUGGUGGGUUACCUGCUACCUCUGGUGCUCAUCACUUGCUGCUAUGCCAAGGUGGGUAUCGGGGCAAGAGGGGAUGGAGAUGGAUGGUUGGCAACAGGUUUCGGAAUGCUGCCACAGACUUCUUCUCUGUGGCUGAGUUUAAGCCAUGACUAUUUGGUCCCAAAACUUCUUUUGACAGCCUGCGUAAGACCAUUAGGUCUAAGACCAUGUAAACUGCGCCACUGGCAAUCCCAGCAUGUUUGAAGUUAGCUAUGUCACUAGAUCUCUUGAAAAUCUGAGAUUAAGAAGUGUGGAGGGGCAUUUUCUCCAUUCUUGCACUUUUUCUCAUGGUCAUCUUCAUACUUUCUCUCCAUCAGCUAUGUGCAAGUCUCUCCUCCCUUAGAUAUCUGGCAGAACACCUCACUGCUUUCUUUCUAGAAAUGUUCUUCUUCCUGCUCUUGCUCUUUUUCUGCUUUGUUCUCUCUUGUAGACUGCCUUGGCUCCCGUUAUUUUCUACAUUCAUUUUUGCUUCAGCCUAGUACAGGCGCUAAGAUUUCCCUUUUUCUUCUCCCUUUCCAAGUCCCCUAGGACAGUGAUGAGCAUCAAAUGGAUUGUGUUCACGGGUGGACACUUUCUGGGGUUUUUGCCGCAAAUGCUAAGUUACGGAUGGUGGUCUAAGGAGAAAGGUGGUUCUUACUGCACAUGUGGACCACCCAUGGCCUGAGGGCCAAUCCCUAGCCUCAGAUACCUUCAGUGUGGCCCCCAAAGGUGACCCCUUGCCACCAAAUGCCUCCCCCAAAUUUUGCUGCAUCUCUAUGUUCAUUCUCCCCAUGUCCUGUGCACAGCCCUCCCCAUAGAGAUUUGGCCAUGCUCAGGAGCUGGGACCUACACCUUAACUCUAAUAUUGGUAAAGGUAAAGGUAAAGGUACCCCUGCCCAUACGGGCCAGUCGUGUCUGACUCUGGGGUUGCGCGCCCAUCUCGCUUAAGAGGCUGGGGGCCAGCGCUGUCCGCAGACACUUCCGGGUCACGUGGCCAGAGUGACAAGCUGCAUCUGGCGACCCAGCGCAGCACAUGGAAACGCCGUUUACCUUCCCGCUAGUAAGCAGUCCCUAUUUAUCUACUUGCACCCGGAGGUGCUUUCGAACUGCUAGGUUGGCAGGUGCUGGGACCGAACGACGGGAGCGGACCCCGCCGUGGGGAUUCGAACCGCCGACCUGACGAUCGGCAAGUCCUAGGCGCUGAGGUUUUACCCACAGCGCCACCCGCGUCCCCCUAAUAUUGGUAGGUAACCCUUAACUGGUGCUACUCCUGGGCUACACCAGUCUAGCUACUGGUGCUAUUCUAGUGGAUCUCUAUGGCUGAUGAAGCCUUGGAUUGCUGGGGGUGGGGGAAAUGAGCUGCAGUUAGGGGUGUGAAUUGUUGUCCAUUUCCUCCUGAUGUGCAUCUAUCAAAAGAAGGUCUUUCUCCCUUUUCAUGCUCUCUCAUUUCCCCAUUCAUUCGGUGGGAUUUCUCUCUGAGUGGACAUGUUGAGGAUUGGUGUUGUAAGGCUGCAUGUGCCAUGUGCAUUACUUAGACAGAGGUUAUUCCCUAAGUCAGGGGGGACCAAAUGUCCAAAGGGUUUCCUGAGAGUAAACCCCACAGAUCUCCAAGGGACUUACUUUUAAGUAGACAUAGUUAGGAUUCAGGCAAAUAGUUUGCCCCACCCUGUAGCUCUCCAGAGGGGAUUUAUUUUUCUUACUCAUAUUCUUCUUUUUCUUACUCAUAUUCCUAUUCUUCCAUGAUUAUUGUGACUAGUUUAAUUGCAUGCUAGACAAUUGCCUGUACAGCCAAUUUGAAAAGGGCAGUAUUAUUAGCAUUAUCUACAUAAACACCUGCCAUUGGAAAAAACAAAACAAAAUAACAGAUCGGAUUGUGGCUUGUUAUGCGUGCUUACUCCGGAUUUGGAAUUGCAGUUGUUGUUGUUGUUGUUGUUGUAUGUUUACUCAAAAGUAACUCCCGACCUUGGAUGUGAUUUGGACAACACAAUAUCCCUGAAAUCCUGUGUACAACAGAACAAACGGACCUGCCUCAUUGCUUUGAGGGGCUAAAGAGAGCCUUGAGAUACUGGGGGUGAAGUGCAGAAAGGUAGUCUUAGUAGGACAGGAUCCUACAGAAGUAAGUGCCAUUGAAUUUAAAAGGGGUUACUCCUAUGUAAGUCAGUUUAGGACAGCAACCUUAGUCCAGUUUGUUUACUCAAAUGUUUAAGUCCCAAUCUCUGGGUGCUUUGGACAGCACAACAUGCCUGCAAUGUAGCAAAUCCUAAUCAAAUAACUCAUUCUCAGAGCAGACUGACUGAAAUGACUGAACCUAAGUUAGUGUGCCUAUUAACUUGAAUGACCUACUACUUUCAGUAGAACUAGACUGAAUACCACCCCAGGCCUACUCAUAAGGAAGUCCUAAUGGGGCUUACACUCAGGUAGGUGGGUUUAGCGACAGAUAUGCACAGUUUUUAUAUAGUUGUUGUUGUUGUUGUUAAAAAUUUAUAUACUGCCCUAUACCAGGGGGUCUCAGGGUGAUUCACAGAAUAAAAUCAAGAUAUAAAACCACAAAAUACAUAAUAAAAACAAAAACAAAAACCUAAUAGCUCCCCCGCAAAAGCACAUUUUAAAAGGGCAUAGGAUGCCAGCAAUUGCCCCCUUGCACUUGAAUGAAGUUAAUCCAGUCUUGAGGACUAGUAAAUUUGUGAAUAAAGGCAAUUUCUGCACUCAUUUCAGAAUUCCCUGCGUGGGUUUGGUUUCUUUUGAAUAAAGGUCAGCGGAAACUGUGGUGUCUUUAGGAUAUAUGGGUUUUUUAAACCCAUUUAUACAACCAGAGUAUAGGAUGGAGGGACUCGUGGCAUUAAUACUCCACAGGUCUUCCUUCCCCAUUCAGUUUCCAGGAAAGCCCCAAACUCAUCUUUGGGUCUUACCUUUUGUCUCUCCAGCUUCUAGCAUUAGCCCAAAUUCUGCCUACUGUUCUUCCACCUCACAAGAGGAUGCCACUUCCAACAUUAUUUAUUUUAUUUUAGCAUAUUUAUUACCCAACCUUCACCAAAGGUAACAGAACGAGUUACAAAACAAUAAAACACAACAGGCAGUAAACAUUAAAACAAUUACCCACCAAUACAAUCAUACGCAGAAAAUAAACCAUCAUUUCACCUUCCCAAGACCUGGGCAAAAGAAUAUACACCUUUUCCUUUUUUAUGAAAUAGCUGGGUCCAGGUGUACCUCAAGGAGCAGGGAGUUCCAAUGUCUGGGAGCCACCUUUAACAAUGAUUGCAGGAAAGCCUGUGUUGUUCUAUGAUGAGAUAAAUGUUGUUUGUUUGCGACUGUUUGUAAUGGAAGGUCUGUGUAUUUAAAGCAUUUUUAAGAGAGAGAGUGUGAGAGACACUCAAAGUGUAUUUAUCUCUUCCCAUAACCCCUGUGCCACAUAUUCUCUCCAAGGCUUCUCAAUUACCACCCUUAGACCAUUUGUCCCAGUUAGGAUGUGUGAAUAUUUCAAUUUCUCUCCCUCCCCCCCAAUCUUAAGUAAAGUUCUUCACAUUACCACAUCAGUUUGUGGUUUUGUGAGGUUUUUUUUUUUAAAAAAAAGUCCUCGUGAACCAGUUACAAACAUUUUAAUUGAGUCAUCAUAUGAGUUUUCAUUCCAUUUGCAUAUGAAUAAGAUAGUAGUUCUGAAGCAAGAAGUGUGCUCCCUUUAUUUUUAGGUGAUGUACAAGUGUGUCAUCAGAAGACUGUAUCUUAUGGUACACGAUGUUUAGAUCACCUUGUACAAAGUGUGUGUGUGUGUGUGUGUGUGUGUACCUACCAUCUUGCAUGAUAAUUUAGGGACACCAUUUCAGCUGAUUCAAAGUUUCUGAAUUGAUUAAACUUUGCAGUCCUACUUUUUAAUGUGUUUUCUUUCUGAGCAAAAUUCAGACAGAGAUCCUUUGCAGAAUAUCAUUUUCUUCUGCAGGUAAUAGUUGGGGCAGUGAAAUUGCUCGCAUCAAAUUCUAUCAAGCAAGUGGAUUACAUUAGCACAUAGUGUGUCUGGGCAAAGAAAGCCUUUCCAAGGAGAGGGAUAGCUAUGAUCAUCCUUGUGUAAUUUUUUGGGGACAAGACCUGGUUACACAAAUUGCUACAUAGUUUCUAAAUAAGUUUUGGAAAGACCACAGGGAAUAUAAUAUAUACGAAGGUAAAAUAUAUUUAUUGAUCUGCCCACUUUUGUCUCUGGUUCUGGCCCUCUCUUACGAUGUCCAGAAGGGAAAGCAGCCCUUGCAUUCGCUUCUGGGCCACUAUGCUCUAGCUUGUCUCUGAGACAGGUGUGGCUGGAGACAUGUAUAUUAAGGGCAGAGGAAGGUUAAGAACAGUUUCAGGUUAAGAACGGACCUCCGGAACGAAUUAAGUACUUAACCCGAGGUACCACUGUAGUCCGGCCCACCACAUAGUCUGAGGGACAGUGUUCUGACCCUUCUGAAAAAGUUUGCUGACCCCUGCUCUAUUUCAAGGGUAGGAAGCCUGUUCAUUGAAUGCAACCCACAGAAACCUAGGAAGCUGCCUUAUAGCGAGUCAGACCAUUGGUUCACCUUGCUAAGUAUUGGCUUCCUUUCAGUUAGUAGCAGUGACCCAUCUGCUGGGAAGCUGGCGCAGCAGCUAUGCUCCCCCUGGCGAGUCACUUCCACUUUCCUGAGUGGCUCCACCUCCUCACUGCAACAAGUCCAAGGGGAGGGCGACUUGUCGUUGUGUGGACUCUCCGCAGAUACCCAGUUAUGCUGACUCUUGGUGCUGGGCCAGGUGCAAAGAUGAGCAAAAUGAUAAGCAGCAACCUUCAACAAAAUGAAGAGCAGGAGCGGAAAAAGUGUCACAAAGAGUUAGGCUGGUGUAGUUGUUAGAUCAGGACUUUGGAGACCCAUGUUCAAAUCCCCAUUCAGUUAGGAAGCCUUGGACAAGUCACUGGGAGUGGCCUAAGCAAACGAAUGUGCAGAAGCAUAUUGUUCCACUGUGAACCCACCUCAGGUGCCAACACUGCAGGGAAGAUGUGGAUCAAUCGAAGGAAAGGUGAUCAGUCUUGCUUUGGGACAGGCAGGUGGCUGGAGCCAAUGCAUGUAUGUUUCCUUCCAAGCAAAAAAUUCUGUAGUGUGGCUGCUUGGGAGUAGUUUGAUUGCCUUCUGCCUCAUUGCUUUGUGUGAGUAUGCCAGCAAGAGGUAUACAUGAUGGAUUUUCUUUUAAUUAAUUGGCUUAAGUACGUAAAGUCUCCUAGCAUUAAUGGUUAAGCACACUCAUUGCUUGGUUACAGUGCUUGCUGUAACUGCGUUUUCAAAAGGUUAAUCUAAAUUUUGUUGGUGCACUGCAUGAAUUCCCCCCUCUUAAUGUCAUUCUUUAAAAUAAUAAAAAUAAAAUCUCCAGUGAGUCUAACGUACCUUAUCUUGAUCCUGGAAUGGAGUUAAAUAAAAGCAAAACCUUUAUGCAGAAAUUAUUUACCUGAAAGUAAAUAAUAGACAUUUGUUUACAAGCAGCUAUGUAAAAAGAAAAAGUCUCUGUUGAGGGGAAGGGCCAUAGCUCAGGGGACGGCAUCUGCUUGGUUUGCAUGAAGAAGGUCUCAGGUUCAGUCCCUGAUAUUUCCAGGUAAGACUGGGAAUGUCCUCUGCCUGAAACUCCAGAGAGCUGCUGCCAGUCCGUGCAGACAAAGGUGAGGGAACUUUUUCAGCCCAAGGGCCACAUUUCUUUCUGGGCAACCUUCCGAGGGCCACAUGCCAAUGGUGGGCAGGGCCGGAAACAAAAGUGGGCAGAGCAAUGAAUGCAAAUGCCACCUUUGCACAGUAGCUUAGUUUCUGCACGUUCCCCUCUUUAUCUAUUUAUUAUUUACAGAUAUAUUUAUAUACCACUAUAUCACAAAAAACAUAUCAUCCUCCAUUCAGGGAAGCAAAAGGUCUCAUCAGAGUUCAAGGACACAUUCCAGCCAGGCAAGAACCCCCAAGGUGCAACAGACGUCCGGGUUAGCGCCAUCGGCGAAUGGCGGAGUUCCUCCGACCGGAGGAACUAGCUCCGUGGAAACUGGGUCUUCCCGCCGCGGCGAAGGUGGGGACCCGCUAGAAAUCCCAGGUGGAGGAAGCCUGGGAACGUGAGGUUCGGCAGGGUACCUGGAGCGCCCCCCUACUCACGGGGAACCCCUUUUUGGGAUUCCGGAGUGAAGUGGGGUGAGUGGCGCUUCUGCGAACUGACUGCUACUUUCACGGAGUGAAGCCGCACAGCCAUCGCCGGAGAGCGCUGACUUUUUCCUGUGGACAAUUGGAUCUAAAAUAAGCACCCGUGAGUAGAAACGGAAAAUUGGAUCAAGAAAUAUCUUAAUUUGACAUCGAAGCGGGAAGGUUCAAAACAGGAAGUCCGCCUUCCGCUUUUUGUAUAUAGACUGAAGCAAAAACCUUGUAAGCUAAAGCCUGGAAAGUCGUUAAAAAAGCCUAGAUUUCCUUCAUUUACAACUACUGAAACCCCCUUGGAAGCAGGAGAAAAGGGGGGGGGACUUUGUGUAACGCCUGCAGGAGAGGGAGUGAAGAAAGAUAAGUUUCCACCAUCUCUAACCUGGGAACGGGGUGUCAGAGACAGAAAUUGUUGGAGAGGUUCAUUGACUGUGAAUGGAAUACUUUGACAGAUAGCUAAAGAAGAGAAAUAAACUGAUUCCAAUGUUGCCUUUUUCAUUCUAAAGAAACAAAAUAUCUGAAAAAAUGAAAGUAAUUUUCCUUUGUUGGACUUGCCUUAAAAAGAUGGAUAUAAAUAGAAAUUGUCUCCUCUAGAGGGAGCUUGCUAAAUUGUUGCUGCAGCCACAGCUAUGAGAUUAAGAUCGUGGGAUUAGUCCUUUUGACCUUGACUAAAUAUGAGCUGGAAGGAAGUUUUGGUGCUUGCUCUAUGCAAGACAAGUGCUUUGUUGGAACAGAUGCAUGAGAAGAUGGAUUUGAUGAAUGAGAAAAUGGAUUUGAUGACUGUUGUGGCCAAUAACUGUGGACAAUUAGUGAAUAGUGAUACAGAAACCAUCCAGGGUCCAACUCAGGAACCUGUACUGAUUGGGCAAGUGCAGAAGAUAAUGGAGGAGGCUGCAGUUGCACCUCAAAUAAUACAAAUGGAGAGGCCCAAGGCCCCACAGGAGCAUAAGCCGUUGUUUUUGAAGAUUGAAGUUGGAGUGGGCCAGGGGGAGUCUGGAGCUGAGGAGGCUUUUAACUUUGGAGAGACUUCGAAAUAUGCUCGUAAAUAUUUUUUUGAUUAUAUUGAUGUCUGUGGGGAGUGGGACUGUGGGGAAUGGGCUGAUUUGAUGAAGGGAGAUGGAGAUAACUUUGGGUUGGAACCCCCCAGAGACCUACUCCUCAACGAGAAAGGAAAGAAAUUAAGAAAGAGACCAACAAAAGACAAGGAAAAGUGCAAGUAUAAACAAGAAGAAGAAGAUCUGCAGAAGGGACAUGGAAGAGACUUAAGGGCCUCGGACAUAAGGCUUCCAGGUUGAUGGACUAGAUGGAAUGGACAGUAAGGACUGACAUGACCCGAGACCAGGAAGAAGAGACGUUGGAUGAAGAUUGGAAGAAAAUUUAUAAAGAAAACUUUUUAUUUAGGGAAUUAGCCUAAAAUUAAUGAAUAUUAGGGGAAAUGUUGGAAUGAAACUAUAUGACUCUAGCAGAAAUGAUAUCAGGGGUUAUGUAUAACUGAGUAUUAAGUUUUAAGCUUUAAGGUAUUUUAUGGUAAGAUAAGGUUAAAUAAAUUAAGGUAAUUUGAAUAACAGAAUAUGGGGAAAGAUGGAAAGGAUCUGUCGAGUUAAUUAAUAGGUUAAAUUGUUAAGAUAAAUUAUUUAAUAAAAAUUGAGAAAGAUGGAAAGAAUUUGCUGAAAUAACUAACUAAACUAGAAUACAAAAAGGGAGGUGCGAGGAGGUCAACGAAACAAGCAAAUGGAAGUUAUAUGGGAUUUGUGCCUUUUUCUCUCUCCUUUUUUAUUUUUUUUAUUGUAUUGUAUUGGUUUUUAUGUUUUGCAUUUUUUCUUCUUUUUAUGUAUUGUAGUGUUGUUUUUUAUUUUUUAUUUUUUUCUGUAAUUCUGAAAUUAUUAAUAAAUAUUAUUUUUUUUAAAAAAAGAACCCCCAAGGUGCAAAGCAGAGUCAGCGAAGGGGGCAGCCUGGGAAGGUGAGGGGUAGGGGUAGAGGGUAUCCUCCGGAGGGUUUGGAGGACCAGAUAGAGAGGCUUGUUAGGCCACAUUUGGCCCUUGGGGAUGAGGUUCCCCAUCCCUGGUAUAGACAAUACUGAGCUAGAUGGACCAGUGCUGUGACUCACUGACAGGCACCUUCCUGUGUAAUGGAUCUACUAAGCCUUGCGUAGGCAAAAAGCAGGCUGGGAUCUACUGCUAAAUCUUUUUGAAACCUGCAGUAAGUAGAUCACAAGAAUUUUCAACCUCCAGAGACAAAGAGAGAGAGAGAACACUCAGUUCUGGUAAUGAGAAUGAAUCCCUGGGCUGAGCAUAAUGCUCAGAAGUAUCUUCGUCCUUCUUCAACUGUGAGUGUAUGUCUGCUGCACUGAGCCAGUGUGUGGAGGGGAAGUCCAUGUGGUGCCCUCAAGAUGAGUGUUGUUGGACUUUGAUUCCAGCUCUCAUCAUCCCUGACUAAUGGUCCUGCUGGCUGGGAUUGGUAGAAGGCAGAGUCCAACAACAUCUGGAGGGCACCAUAUUGGUUAUCUCUGCACUUGGUUCCAGUUGGUGGCUGUCAGAGAUCCCAUACGAAAGCUAAGUAGAUGACACAAACCGGGUGCCCGCCCACCACUGUACUUAGCAACACACACCUGCUGAGACUGGCUGUGCCUCUUAGAGAUCAUAGAUGAGAAGCAGGAGUUCUCUAAUAUAAAGAUAUAAAUAGAAGCCAGUACACAACAUUAUUUGAAUAUCCAAGGAGACAGAACCAUUCCUGUUUUUACAAUACACGCUUUACCCAUCUGCAUAUCCACUUUGUUCCAUUUAUAUACCUGCACCUGACAUGUAAGAACCCAAGAAGCUGGAUCAGACGAGAGACUUAACUGGUCCAGCAUCCUCUUCCCCACAGGGGCUUUGCCUGAUACCUGGGCAAAGCCUGCAAGGAGAACAUCGGGGCAAUGGGCUUAUCCUCUCGUUGUUCCCUGGCAACUGGCAAAUCAGGGCCAGACUGGAAUCUCAUGUUAAUUACAUGAAUGCAAUUAAGUCAUGUGGAUUUUGUUAUGUAAAUAGCUGCUCCGGGGGAGCCUGAACAACCUCAGCACGACUGGGAAGGCAAUGUGAAUACUUUCUCUCCCUGCUACGGUCAGAAAAUAAUCAAUCACCUUUCCAAAGCAUUUUUGUGCAUUCCACAUUAGCGUCAGUGGAAGAUUCAACUGAAAUCCAGAGAGCAGCUUCAGAAAGGCUGCUGUUUUCAUAACAAUAAAAAUGCAUGUUAUUUGCAUUCACGCAAUGAGCAUUAUGCCUAGUCUCAUCCACAAAGGAAUAUUGCUUCCAAACGUGAAGCUAGCAUAUAGCCAUCCCAGCUAGUAGCCAUGGAUAGAGAAGGGGGAGAAAUUCAAUCCAGAACACAUUCAAAGCAGAAUCUGUCAAAUAAACACUAUCUGACACAAUAUAUGAAACAAAACACAGUCACCCUUGAAUGGAGUCGAAUGGCUGAGUCCAAUUGUUGAGUUGAAUGGUUGCCACCGAAAUAUGUCAGUCACAAUUUUAGUCCAUCACACUCCCCUAGUAAACUGAACUCAAAAGACCACUUUCCCCCAUUGCUAAUAACAAGGUCAGAUUUCACUUCAGUUAUCCAUACACUUGUCACUCCCAGACUGGACUACUACCAUGGCCACCUGUUAAAAUUGGCUCAUGGGGUGGGUGGGUGGUGCUGGGGGAUGUAAUAAUCUGAUCCACCAACCAGAUCCAAUUGCCCACCCCUGGGAUUGCAUCAAUGUUGUGAGAAACGCAAAUAGCAGAGAGCUUCCAAAAUGAACCCCAAAGCAGAAAACAAUGUGUCUUAAGAUGCUGAAAACAUGGGUUUUGUUUUCCAAACAGCCCAACGUAUUUCAGCCAAUUAUUGUUUAAAAGCUGUCCUCAGGGGCUAUAGCAACAGAAGCAAUACAUCAUGUGAAUCAUUUCUACUCAACAUUUAAAAACAAACUAAAUUGAUUAUGUACAAAUUGCAUAUAAGCCUAGAUAAACGAAUGAAUGUGGGAGAGGGACAGAUCUGAUUGUGGCAGGGGCCAUGGCUGGGAGCAAAGGGUUGAUCCCUGUGCUUCUUGCACACUCCAUAGUCUGGCCCUUCCGCAGUGCCACCGGUUUGGUUCUGAAAACCAGCUAUGCAGCGGCCAACCAUGUGACCAAGGCCACACUGAGUUUGACCCUCACUUUCUGACCCUCAUCCUUCUGUAGCAAAAGCAGCUUCAUUCAUGCUGAAGAGGGAGAUAGCAGCAAUCUUGUGGAGACCUCGAGCUUCAUAGAAGUACAAAAUAUAUUUUUGGCUGGCAAUGGGAGGGAGACUAAGGUAGGAAGGACGGCGGGCACAGGUGACUGCUGGGAAAUGUUGGGUUGCAUGUGUAAAAAUGGAGGUGGGACGGAAUGGUGUGCUCUGGGAAAGGGCAAUGUUAGCUGGAUGGCAGGCCCAAUUUGGUUCAAGGCCCAAUUUGGCAAUUCUGAUCGGGUCCCAAUUUGGACUGGAUCUUUCCAUGCCUGACCCAAUCUGAGCCCUGAACCAAAUCAGGGGCCUUUCAUAGCCACGAGGAGCCUUUUAUAGGGAUAUUUCAUAUGGUUUGCAAGGGAGGAGGGCAGGCGAAGGAGAUGGUGCUGGCAGAGAGCCUUUGCUUGCAUGAUCUCCUUCCCCCUCCCCCUCCCUUGACCACAUGUUUAAUAUCCUCCCCCCACCCUCCGCAAAACACAUUUUUGACAGCUCUGGGUUGCUCCAGGUGGACCAAUCCCUUUCCAAGACUGGCUUUCCGUGUGGCUACCCCUGUUUUGUGGAACAACAUCCCUGUGGAGAUAUGACAGGCACUCUCUUUUUUUGUCCUUAUGGAAACAAUUGAAAACAUUUUUGUUUCACCAAACUUCUCCAGCUAGGUGAAAAGGGCUCUGCCUUAUGCAUUCAUUUUGCGCUGUUUCCAACCUAUCUUUAGCUGGUUUUUCGGUACUGUUUUCAAAACUAUUUUUAGCUGUUUCGUGGUAUGAAAUUAAUACCACCACAUUCUGGCCAGGCAAAGUCACCUGAGGAGAGCACAGGGUUGGUGCGAGGUGACCUGGUGAGAGUCCCAGGAGCUCACAAGAAAUGGCCAGAGGGCUGCACUUCCCCCCACCCUGACCUAGGGUACCCCCCACCCCUGAUGCAGCAGGAUAAGAAACAUCUAUUGUGCAAUGAAGCAAGUUUCUUCCUUUCUUUCCUUAGGUUAUACGCCAUCUUCAAAAGAAGGUGAAGAAUAUUUCCAAGAAGUCAGAGAGAUCCAAAAGAAAGGUAAAUUAAAAGAAAACAACAUCCAAUUACCAGGGAACAUUAGCAAGCAAAAUAUUGCCUGCCCCAGCACUAAAGUAUAACUGAUCACAGAGCCCUGUAAAAUUAUUCUAUCAUGCUCCAUCAGAAGCAUAUACUUUUGCAGUGCUGUCAGCCAGAUCACUAUUUAGAUGCGUGACUAUGGCUUGUGGUUUUGGUCUGUUUCCUUCCCAAUUAUGUAUGUGAUUGAUUCUGAUUCUGAUGUGAUUAAUAAAUUGUAGCAGUCGCUUGUCUCUUCAUCCAGGUGACCUUUGGAAGCUGUACAAAUGUAAAACUCCAGAGACAUUUAUCUUGUUCUGUCGAAAUGACGUCUAAAGUUGGAAUACAUUUAAGGUCACAAGCGGGGGAGCAGACCUCCCACCCACCUCAAAUGAGUGGCCUGAAGAGGCAGGAAAAGUUGCAGAGCAGGGGUGGGCACCUGUCACAAGAUUUGGUUGGGAUCCUAAUUCAGCAUGUUGGAAAACACCUUGCUUUGGUCUGAAGUAUUUUGGAGACUGCCUUAUUUGGCUUGGGGUCCGAAUCUUAGAAUUGUAGACCUGGAAGGGACCACGAGGGCCAUCUAGUCCAACCUGCUGCAAUGCAGGAAUAUUUUGCCCAACAAGGGACUCACAACCCUGAGAUUAAGAGUCUCAUGCUCUACCCAGCAGAAACCACUUUGGACAAAGUGGUUCAUUCACUAUGAUGGGAAAUUAAAAAAUGGCUAUUGUCUUGUCGUUUGCAGGAAUAGUAGUAUCUAUUCUCCAGAGUAGAUAAAAAGCUGCCAAAUUAUAGGCAAAAUAUAUCCUUGUGGUUUGGUGAUGAGUUAUCUUUAAAGUUUGAUUAUCUUUUCUAUUUCUUUAGACUAUAUCUGUACUACAGUAUAGAUACUGAUAUCAAUUCCUUGCCUUUCUGACACCAUUUCCCAUGCAACACCUCUCAACCUCUUAGCUCUCACUCGACUCCACCCAUCCACCCUGGCUCUCACUCAGGGCUCAAACAAAUUCACAGAUCAAUGCCAAAAACUCAUACAGUGGUACCUCGAGUUAAGAACUUAAUUCAUUCCAGAUGUCCGUUCUUAACCUGAAACUGUUCUUAACCUGAGGUACCACUUUAGCUAAUGGGGCCUCCCACCGCCGCACCAUUUCUGUUCUCAUCCUGAAGCAAAGUUCUUAACCCGAGGUACUAUUUCUGGGUUAGUGGAGUCUGUAACCUGAAGUGUCUGUAACCCGAGGUACCACUGUAAUAAGAAGAGUUCCUGCAAGAUGCUGGCACCACCUAUAUCUCUAGGCUUACUUUUAUGGGCAGGUGUCAAGGUUGACAGAGCUUGCUCAGGCUGCUUCCAGCUGUGUCCCACACACCUAGCUCCAGUCUACAGCAGAUUUGCUUUGAUUGGAAUUUCUUAGGGGGUCUAAAGGAUGGCAAAUAGGACACCCCACCACACACAGUUCUUUCUCUAGCCUCUGCACACUUCUUAUCUUCUAGCAGGGAAGGAAACAUGCGUGGUUUUUUUUAAAAUGUUGAAUUCUUCAGGUGCUGUAGACCUUUUUGAAGGGAUGAAAAACUUCAGAAUAAUGAGUUUAAGGAGGAUAAAGCUAACAGGCAGCACUACCCCCUGGGUGUACGAAAACAGUGGGAAGCAGGUUGUGGGCAGGCCAUGGGUGUAGCCAGGAUUUUUGUUGGGGGGGGGCAGGACUUUGUUAGGGGGGGCAGAAUUGAUCAAUUAGUUACAGUAAGUAUUUCUAUUGUUUUACUUGAUCUGGGGGGGCAGCUGCCCCCUGCCCCCCCGACUACACCCAUGGGGCAGACAGCAUGGCAGGGUAAUGCCCCAUUCACCCCUGUAGGCAGGCCUCCACUGAAUACAACAGAAGGAUGGAGUCAUCUUGUACUUUGCCACAUACACAGAACUUACACAUCAUUCUCCAUUCGUCGCAGACGCUGUGUUCUUUCAAUGCCUGGCUUUAAACAUUCAAACAGCUUUCAAGGAGGAAAAAUGAGGGGAUUAACUUGUGUAUCAAGGGGGAGAGAAUAAAUCCUGGAUGUGAGCCAUAUUGCCUGUGCUGCUCUUCUGUUUUCAGGAUCAUAACUCAGACCGUAUAGUCCCAUAUAGCAUCCUCUUUCAAGCCAGAAUAGCCAGUGACUCUUCUCUCCUUUGGCAGAGGAACUGUGCAGGGCUGCCUACAGACAUUAGACCAGGGUUUCCCAAAACUGGGUCUCCCACUGGUUUUGAACUACAACACCCAUCAUCCCUAGCUAUCAGGACCAGUGGUCAGGGAUGAUGGGAACAGUAGUCCAAAAACAGCUGGCGACCUAAAUUGGGGAAACUCUGCAUUAGUUCACAAAAAUAACCUACUGGAUCAGGCCAUUUAGGUCAGCAUUAUGUUCUCACAGUGGCCGAACCCUUUGCUUAUGGGAAGCCAACAAACAGAACACAAGCAUAAUAGCAAUUCCCAGCAACUGCUGUUCAAAGGCAUACUGCCCCCAACAGUGGAGGGAGAACAUAACAUAGCCAUUGUGGUGGCUAGCAGCUAAUGGUGGGCACUGACAUUGGUGCUGUGGUCUUGGGGCAACAAUAGAUAGCUAUAGUCCUCCAUUUUAAAUUUCCCAAAAUGCUCCUGGAGAAAAGCCCUUGGUGCCUUAGAGGUCAAAUUACCGUAUUUUUCACUCUAUAAGACACACCAGACCAUGAGACGCACCUAGUUUUUGGAGGAGGAAAACAAGAAAAAAAAAUAUUCUGAAUCUCAGAAGCCAGAACAACAAGAGGGAUUGCUGCGCAGUGAAAGCAGUGAUCCCUCUUGCUGUUCUGGCUUCUGGGAUAGCUGUGCAGCCUGCAUUCACUCCAUAAGACGCACACACAUUUCCCCUUACUAUUUAGGAGGGAAAAAGUAAGUCUUAUAGAGCAAAAAAUACAGUAAUACAAGGACUUUGAACCUGGCUUGGUAGCAAAUGGGCAGCCAAUGCAGAUGCUUUAACAAGGAUGUCCCAUGUUGUUAGCCAUGUUGUGCUCCCAUCAGUAGUCCGGCCACUGCAUUCUGCUCCCGCUGGAGCUUCCGAACCAGGCCCUAGGGCAGCCCCACAUACAGCAUAUUACAGUAAUCCAGCCUUGAGGUUACCAACACAUGGACUACAAUGUGCACGUGUACAUAAUGCAUAUAUUGCUGACAGCAACAGACACAAAGGCAUUAUAUUAGGGAAAAUUGCUUUCAAAAAUGUGUAUGUUAGGAGAAAUGCACACUAAAAUGCUGAUACAUUUUUGUGAGGACUUUUAAAAAAUUGCAACCUAUGCUGAAAUGAAAAUGAGAAACUUGGAGAAAUGGAAACUGGCAGAUUCAUCCAUCCUUGUGAGUCACAAGUUCUCCCAGAGUAUCCCCAUUGCCAUCUGCAAAAUGUUGAUGGGAGGUUGGAUGGCAGCUUUUGCCAGAGGGCAGCUAUUUAGCAUCUGCUUCCCAUCUGCAACAAGUGGGAACAACAAACUUUCUUGCAGCGCUCUUAGAGGGGUGACUCAAAAUGAUGAAUGUGAACUGUGAUCCCAUUCCCAUGAGCAGCAUAUGAUUAUUAUACUUUGGCCUGGCUGGUGGCACUUUUAAACAAGAGUGGUUGGUCUUUGCAAUGCAGUUCUUCCUCUGCAGCUCUUACGUUUUUGGGCUACCACAAGACUGGCAGAAGUUGAAUUAAUUGGUUUGGAUUGAAUCUAAAAAUCAUUUCCCCAUUUGGAGCAUCUUCUGCUGAGAUAUUCUUCCUUGCUCUACCUUCCUCUGUCUAUUAGCUCUCUAGUGAUAUUACAUUCCAUAAUAUGAUUACAGACUUUGCCACCUAUUAUUCUGGUAUAGAUGAGGUGGGGAGGGGGGAAGGAGAGAGAGAGAGAGAGAGAGCACAUUCAGCACAAAUACUUGAGUUUUGGUCUCAGUUUUGUGGCAGAUUGCUCCAUAACAUUUUGUAAGUAUGUUUACACUCCUCUUUGUAGAAAAUGAGCGCCGCCUCUUCCAUUGCCAGCCCUGCCCAAUAGCAAAGGGUGCCUUCUCCUAUUACUGUAUCUCUCUCUCUCUGCUUGCUGCCACCUGUGCAUGUGUGGACAGGGAUGGGUGAAUCAGUCAAUUUCAGUGUCUCUCAGUUUCUCCUUUUUCUUCUUUUUUCGUAAUUCAUCUUUAUCGGUUUCUCCUUUUUCCAGUCUUAAGUUCAGUUCUCCACAUGGGAGAGAUCGCUGCUUUAUUCAGGUCUUACUUGCAGGCUUCCCAUAGGCAAUUGGUUGCCUCUUACUGUGAGAGCAGAUGUUGGACUCAAUGGGUCUUUGCCAAAUCCAGCAGGGCUCUUCCUGGGCUCUUAAGAGCAGCUGCAGGUUCUCUAGCAGAGAGUUCCCUUUCUUCACGUGUGCUUCACCUUCCCUGCCUCCACUCCACAAGCUGCUUUGUAAUUAUUUUCCAGAAUUACCAAAAUGUGCUGUCGAACAUCUACGCAGCUCCAAAUGGCUGUGUUCUCUGAGCCAAACACAGGUAACCAAAGCAACAUGAUUAGGAUGCAUUUCCAACAGCACUUUAGCCCAUGUGAGGUUUGCACUUUUGCAGUGAUGUUUGAAUGAUGACUCAAACUAAGAUUACACUCAGGCACCUGACAGAAGCCAGUGCUAAAAGGGCAAUGCAGACCAUACCAGGAUGUUGAGCAGGGCUGUCAAAACUCCAUAGGGGUCAGUGGAUGAAAUUUCACACCCAGCGAAUGUUCAUAGGAACAUGCCUAAGGUUUUUUGUUUUUAACCACAAAGUCCAUCCCACCUUGAUUUACCACCGUCAUCCCUCCCAGGGACUACACCUCAAUCCCCUGUAAUUGACACAUCCUGUAAAAUCCAAAUCAGGGCCUGCUAAUGGUGGAGUGGAAGUGCAGGCCAUCAUCACCAUCACACAAAAACACAUACACACCCAGGGCCACAAACCCCUAAAGGAAGCAUGAAAUAAUAGCCAAUCUGUUAGGAUCAGAGUGACUGCAAUUCUUUGCCUGAUUACCUGCAAGUGAGCUUCACUGAACUCAGUGGGGCUUUAUUUAUGACGGCAUUGGCUAAGAACAUAAGUGCAUCAGGCAUCUUUUUUUUCCUGACUUCUCCAGGCAGGGCUUGGAGACCCCCAUCUGAAAUCCAGGAGAGUUGCUUCCAGUCAGUGCAGGCAGUACUGAGCCAGAUGGAUCAGUCGGUCUGUGUUGGUAUAUAUAUGGCAACUUCCUGUGUUUCCAACCCAGCAUCCUGUUCUCGCAGUGACCAACCAGGGAGCUCGUAAGAAGGAGCUGUGCACAACAGCCCUUUCCCCAUGAGUGAAUCCCAGUAACAGGCGUUCAGAGGCAUAAUGCCUAUUGCCUCAGACCGUGGCUGGUAGCCGCUGAUAGCCUUUAUAAAAUAAAAUCAGCCCUGCAAAAUCAGACCAAAGGCCCAUCUAGUUCAGCAUUCCACACGCAGGCAGGACGUGACUACAACUGGAGACAUCUGGUAUUUAUAGAUAGACAGGCUGAGCAGGUAGGAAAACAAGCGUGCAGGCUGUAUGAAUCCCAAAGCAGCAGCAUUCCAGCACUCCAAUAAUUCCCUUGCCAGCCAGAAACUUCUUGGCAGUCAUCUCCCGCCAGCCUAAUUCAAUCACAUGUUUACAGCUAUGUUUUGCUAAUGGGAAAUAAAGUUUUAGAGCCAAGCCCUGGAUGUUUAUCUUCUGCCCAUGCAUGAGCCCCCGCAGGUAUAUGUACAAAGGGAAUGACUUGCCUGUGGGGGUGUCACAGCUCUGUGCCUGCAGUGCUGUGUUCUUAGACCUCUGGCUAUUAGCAAACACUAUUUCCCUCCACCCCACACUGAAUCCAAAGGGAAAACAAAGACACUUCUUUCUUUUGGGCACGAAGCUAAUUGGGAAAGAAGCUAAUUAAUGGGUUGUUAGACUGUUCAAAACAGCUAAGAGGAUUAGCCCCCCCCCCAUUGACCAAGUUCAGCAGUUAAUUGCAGCUAUUUUCCAUUUAAUGUGUUCCAGAUGGUGAUAAGGCUAUCCAGAUUGAUGAUUAUUCUAGCAUCUUCUGACCAUUUCUCAGUACCGCCUCUUUAUAACAUUCUCUUUUUUAAUUGGUUAUAAGUGGAGGUUGUCUUUGUUUUGUACAAAUGGUUUGUUAAAUGCCUCUUGCAAAUUUACCGUGUGCUAUUUCUGUUACUGUCUCUCUGUGUUAUAAGUAGGACGGGGAGAGUGGAGCAGAAUUUUGGGAGGCAGGCUCUAGAAAUAAAAAAAAUAUGAUAGAAGUGUAAAAAAACUAUCCAACCUACACUGCUGUGCAACUGCACACAAAUUAAACAUGUAUUCCUUCCAGAUGUUUUGGACUACAACUCCUAUCAUCCUCGACCACCGGCCAUGCUGGCUGAGGUUGACGGUAGUUGCAGCCAAAAGCAUCUGGAGGGCACUAGCCUGGGGAAGGCUGAUUUGCAUCCCCCAAAGUCAGCCAAAUCUGUUUUAGUUGGUAGCAAUAAUUUAGAAUAGCCAGACCACAUUCUGUGUUGUUGAUGUUGUUGUUAGAAUUACACACCCUUCACUCUAAGGUCCCAGGGCAGGCUAUACAACUAUCAAAACACACUAUUAAAAUUUGAAAACCUUUGUUUGCUUUUGUCUUCUAGACCGCUCAAACAGUGCUGCUGGUGGUUGCUGUCUUUCUGAUCUCCUGGCUCCCGCACCACAUCAUCACUAUGUGGGCUGAGUUUGGGAAGUUCCCCCUGAACGAUAUCUCCUUCACCUUUCGCAUCAUCGCACACUGCUUAGCCUAUGGGAACUCUUGCAUCAAUCCCAUCAUCUACGCUUUCCUGUCGGAGAAUUUCCGCACAGCCUGCCGGCAAGUCUUCACAUGCAAGGGCCUCCUUCAGCCGCCCCCUGCGGAGAAGAUGGUGAGGAUCCGCAUGGAGAACUUCUCCACUUCUCACUCGACAACCAACGUGUGA
Molecule: messenger RNA, 19023 nt
Organism: Podarcis lilfordi (Lilford's wall lizard)
Lineage: Eukaryota; Metazoa; Chordata; Lepidosauria; Squamata; Lacertidae
Source: the annotation of a GenBank genome assembly